This is a messenger RNA of Malaya genurostris, 3798 nucleotides long. Its product is annotated as basic proline-rich protein. The coding region runs from base 275 to 3322 and encodes 1015 amino acids. The transcript has 5 exons. The record is from RefSeq and is a predicted model, not a curated record. Lineage: Eukaryota; Metazoa; Arthropoda; Insecta; Diptera; Culicidae.
GGCAACGGUUGAUCACUGUUUUGAGUGCUCAAUCGAUCAUUCGCGGGCGCGAGCUUUGCAUUCUGUGCAACUUUGCAUAUCCCAACGUCGCUGUAGGUGCGCUUCUGGCUGCGUUUUGUCUCAAAUGAACUGAAUGUGGGGUGUAGUCGAUUUUUUUGGAAGAUUUUAGUGGGACCCGUCGAAGUGAACGAACGAAGAUUUCAAGGACUUUAGCCUGGUGAAGCGAGUGAUAGACCGAUCGACGAGAUUUAAGGCGAUAGCCAAGCUGUCGAAAAUGCGACUGCUGGUGCUGUGCUUGGUGCUAGCAGCGGUGAGCCAUGCGGAAAUAACGACACGCAUCGGUCCAGAUGGUUACAACUACCCAAAGCCGAAUAUCCCUUUCCCGCCACCACAAAAACCAUCACCACCUAGUUCGCCAAGACCCUGUCCGUUUGGAGGAGCCCCUCCGUAUUGCUGUACCAACGGUGGACAGGGACCAAAUUGUGUUGUUCCCACGCAGACACCGUCUUCUCCUAGACCUUGUCCAGCAGGAGGUGUUCCACCAUACUGCUGUACUAAUGGAGGUCAAGGUCCCAAUUGUGUGAUCCCAGCUCCUCCUACACCACCACCAUCACCAUGCCCAUAUGGAGGAGUUCCACCAUACUGUUGUACCAACGGAGGCCAAGGACCAAACUGUGUACUUCCAGCUCCUCCAACGAGACCUCCACCACCAACACGACCGCCACCUCCACCACCAACGAGACCACCGCCACCAUCCUGUCCUUACGGAGGGGUUCCACCGUACUGUUGCACAAAUGGUGGUCAAGGUCCCAACUGUGUAGUACCGACAACACAACCGGAAUAUCUGCCUCCAGUUACCCGCCCGCCAAGUUGCCCAUCUGGUGGAGUCCCACCGUAUUGUUGUACCAACGGUGGCCAAGGACCUAACUGUGUAGUUCCACCUCCACCACCAACUCGUCCACCACCUCCGCCACCAACGCGACCACCGCCUCCACCACCACCACCAUCAUGCCCAUACGGAGGCGUUCCACCAUACUGCUGUACCAACGGUGGCCAAGGACCGAAUUGCAUAGUUCCAGCCCCUCCAUCUCCACCACCGACUAGACCCCCACCUCCACCACCAACGCGACCUCCACCUCCGCCACCAACACGACCUCCACCGCCACCACCAACACGACCUCCACCACCUUCCUGUCCAUACGGAGGUGUUCCACCAUACUGUUGCACUAACGGUGGCCAAGGUCCUAAAUGCGUACUACCAACUCCUCCACCAACAACACCACGGCCAUGCCCAUUCGGUGGAGUGCCUCCGUAUUGCUGUACGAAUGGAGGGCGCGGUCCAAACUGUGAAGUUCCUACUGCCACUCCAACCACUCCUAGACCUUGUCCAGCCGGAGGUGUUCCACCGUAUUGUUGCACCAAUGGAGGAUCCGGUCCCAAUUGUUACGUUCCAGCUCCUCCAGUACCACCACCAACUCGGCCACCUCCACCUCCACCACCAUCCACAAACAAUGAAUAUCUACCACCAUGCACCAAUGGAGGCCAGGGACCAGGAUGCGUUGUGCCCAUAACACCUCCACCAACUAGUCGACCUUCGUACCCACCGGCUACUAGACCACCAGUUAGACCCCAGCCUCCGCAGUGUCCAUCAGGAGGUGUUCCCCCUUACUGUUGUACCAAUGGAGGCCAAGGUCCAAAUUGUGUCGUCCCGCCACGGCCAUCGCAAAGACCGCCAUCUACACCGGCCCCUUGUCCAUUCGGAGGUGUUCCACCGUAUUGCUGUACCAACGGAGGCCAAGGACCCAAUUGUGUUGUACCAACCCGACCAACGCCAGCUCCACCAACAACUCCUAUCGGAUGUCCCAAUGGAGGAUCACCUCCAUACUGUUGCACUAAUGGCGGAUCUGGGCCAAACUGUGUCGUUCCCACGCGACCUCCGACAACGCCUGCACCUUGUCCAUUUGGAGGAAUUCCUCCUUACUGUUGUACCAAUGGUGGAUCAGGCCCGAACUGCGUUGUUCCUACACGACCUCCAACGACACCUGCUCCCUGUCCAUUCGGAGGAGUUCCUCCUUAUUGCUGUACCAAUGGCGGAUCAGGUCCAAAUUGCGUUGUACCCACUAGACCAAUCCCAUCCAAGCCACCUCAAAGUAAUGAAUAUCUACCACCGACGCAGCCUCCACGACCUAUCGGGUGCCCCAAUGGCGGAGUUCCACCAUAUUGCUGUACAAACGGUGGACAAGGACCAAACUGCAUAGUUCCCGCUCCUCCAUCACCACCUCCAACAAGACCACCACCUCCGCCACCAACACGUCCACCACCGCCACCACCAACAAGACCACCACCUCCAUCUUGUCCAUACGGAGGAAUUCCACCAUAUUGUUGCACUAAUGGUGGUCAAGGGCCGAACUGCAUAGUUCCCGCUCCUCCAUCACCACCUCCAACAAGACCACCACCUCCGCCACCAACACGACCACCGACGAGACCCCCACCGCCAUCCUGUCCAUACGGAGGAGUCCCGCCAUAUUGUUGCACUAACGGUGGCCAAGGACCGAACUGCAUAGUUCCCGCUCCUCCAUCACCACCUCCAACAAGACCACCACCUCCUCCACCAACACGACCACCUCUUCCACCACCGACGAGACCAUCACCACCACCAUCCUGUCCAUACGGAGGAGUCCCGCCAUAUUGUUGCACUAAUGGUGGCCAAGGGCCGAACUGCAUAGUUCCAGCUCCUCCAACACCACCACCAACACGACCACCGCCUCCACCACCAACACGGCCACCACCACCUUCCUGUCCGUACGGAGGUGUUCCACCAUACUGUUGCACUAACGGUGGACAGGGUCCCAAUUGUGUUGUCCCCACGCAACCUCCUAGACCAUCGCCAACACAGCCGGACUAUCUGCCGCCAGUAACACGUCCACCAGUAACUCAACCUCCCAGCUGUCCAUAUGGUGGAGUUCCCCCUUAUUGUUGCACUAAUGGAGGACAAGGUCCCAACUGUGUUGUACCUACCCGUCCGACUUCACCUCCUAUAACAAGACCUCCACCCACUCAACAACCUAGCUGUCCGGCUGGAGGAGUUCCUCCAUACUGCUGCUCGAAUGGCGGACAAGGACCGAACUGUAUUGUCCCAACGCCAUAUCCUCCAGCAACAAGACCACCAACUCGACCGCCAUCGGGAUGCCCAGCCGGUGGCGUUCCUCCUUAUUGCUGUACCAACGGCGGACAGGGACCGAACUGUGAACAACCGCCUUCGCACUCGCUAAACCCAGACGGAUACCACUACAAGGUUCCCAGCAUACCGUUCAACUUCUAAGCUGCCAGCGGAAAAUUGUUCUCGUGCAUGUAAAAUAGUUGAGUUAAGUAAACGAGUCAACAAUGAACGCCUCUACGAAUAACGACGUUAGUGUAAACUACGAAACAGUGUACAAAUGUGCAUAUUUAUAAACAUAGCAACCGUUAAAUACUCGAAGUCCUUAUGUUGGCAAUUUUCUAUGGAUUAUUUUUCGGCAACGUUCAUCAGCAAAAUUAAUUAGAGUAGUUGAGAUUGAUGCUAAGUGCUGAUAACAGAAAUAAAUUAUGUUUGAACGUAAUGAAAAGAUGUCUGCAGUUUAAAACAAUCAUAGAUAUAUGCCCCAGAAACAAAUUUUAUUGCGGUGACUAGUUUGCAACAAAGAAUUAGGGAAAAGUUAUGUUGCAAUUUGUUAGGAAUAAGUUACCACAACAAAAUAUACUAUUAGGGCGUUGAACGCGAAGUGAUAAAUGAGUUUUCUCGAUGAAGUGGACCAGGUU